This is a messenger RNA of Closterium sp. Yama58-4, 398 nucleotides long. The record is from the annotation of a GenBank genome assembly. NCBI's taxonomy places the organism in Eukaryota, Viridiplantae, Streptophyta, Zygnematophyceae, Desmidiales, Closteriaceae.
AUGCACCGAACGCGCCUCGAGUUCGAAUUUCAGACUUCCUUGGACGCGCCUUUGACCCGGCGUGACUUCUCAUCACACCAUUUCGCGCUCAUCAGCGAAGUUGACUUCUUCGCUGAGACGUUUGGAUACCACGUUCUGUGUUUUAGAACUCCAGAAGGAAUUGGCGCCGCCUUGGCGGUUCUUACAGCAUUGCCAGGGCCCGUCAUCUCGUGCGUGCUCGGCAUUGCCACGUCAUUCAGCCACUGUGACGUGUCAAGCUGCCACAUGCAACCCUCAAGACCUGGUGGAUUCAAAGUGCCUCCUCUGAACACGAUUUGUGAGCAUUGCAUAGCAGCUGGUCGCCCAGACGCGACUGUUGGGGCUCCACAGCACCGCUUUCAACCACAACACGUCCAGCA